AUGACAGAAAUCGUCAUGAGCCAGACCCCUCCAAUCCUUCAUGGGCCCUCAGAAAAGGAACGCAAAUAUGACCGACAACUACGACUAUGGGCGGCUAGCGGCCAGGCUGCUCUCGAGUCGGCAAACAUACUGUUGGUGAACUCCGGGGCCGGGACAGUCGGUGCAGAAACUCUGAAAAAUCUUGUUUUGCCAGGCAUCGGCCGCUUCGCCAUUUACGAUGAGGCACAAGUGGAAGAGGCGGAUUUGGGCGUCAACUUCUUUCUCGAUGACAGCUGCCUGGGCAAGUCACGGUCACAGAGCUUAAGGGAUCUCAUCACAGAGCUGAACCCGGAUGUCCAAGGAACUUGGUAUCCCAAUGAGGGUGUAAAAACACUCGAGUCACUCCUGGCCGACUCCCCGGUGUUCACAGCCAUCAUCUACACACACCCCAUCCGCCUAGAUCAGCUCUCGCAGCUCAAGGCCUAUGGCCAACAGCACAAGACCCCGCUCGUGGCGGUACAUUCAGCUGGGUUCUACUCCUAUUUUCAGAUUAACCUUCCUGGAGCCUUCCCCAUCGUCGACACGCACCCAGACGAGACAGCCACCACUGAUCUUCGGCUGUUGACCCCCUGGCCCGAACUGGUUGCCUUCGCUGAGGGGUUGACCAAGGAUAUCGGCGGUCUAGACAAUUUUGAACAUGGUCACCUGCCGUACGUGGUGAUCCUUCUCCACUACCUCGAGCAGUGGAAAGCGGCACACGACGGGAAAUACCCCACAACAUACAAGGAAAAGACCGAGUUUCGAAAGGUGGUGCAGGACGCAGCGAGGACCGGUAACCCGGAAGGUGGCGAGGAGAACUUUGACGAAGCGGCUGCUGCCGUUCUGAAAACGCUGGUACCUCCGUCUCUGCCGUCUGGCUUGAAGGAGGUAUUCGAGUACGAGCAUUCGGACCCGGUCGAGCAGAGAUCCGGCUUCUGGCUCAUUGCUGACGCCGUCAAGCAGUUCUACGAGAAGCACCAGUGCUUGCCCCUUCCGGGCAAGCUGCCCGACAUGAAGGCGCAGUCCAAGGUGUACAUCCAGCUACAGGGCAUCUAUAAGGCCAAGGCACGCAAGGAUGCAGCCGAGAUACUACAGAUGGUGCAGGCCGCGCCGGGUGGCGAGCGCGUUGAUCCGGCAGAAGUGGAUCUCUUCUGCAAGAACGCAGCCUUCGUCAAGUUGAUCAAUGCGACGGGAGGAGGGGGCAGCAGCAGCAGCUCGAAGAUCAGCAGGGCAGAUCGCCUUAAGUCAGCAGCUGCCCUUGAAUUCGCCAACGAUGAAACGGCCGCCUUCACGCUGGCUCCGCUCUCCCUCCUGCCCAUCUACCUCGCUCUGCAGGCGACAGCCCACGCGGUGGACAAGCCCCUCAACGCAGACGGCAUCCUCGCGGUUGUCGCGGAGCAGGCACCCGGGGCGGAGCAGAACGAGCGCGUGGUGCAGGCGGCUCAGGAAGUGGCUCGCGCCGCGGGCGGCGAGCUCCACAACGUCUCGGCCCUGACGGGCGGCAUGGUGGCGCAGGAGUUGAUCAAGAUUGUCACCAAGCAGUACAUACCCAUCGACAAUACGUGUGUUUACGAUGGGAUUGUGGCGCGGUGUCAGGUUCUGAGGCUGUGA
Molecule: messenger RNA, 1629 nt
Organism: Parathielavia appendiculata
Lineage: Eukaryota; Fungi; Ascomycota; Sordariomycetes; Sordariales; Chaetomiaceae
Exons: 5
Coding region: 1-1629 (542 amino acids)
Biological process (GO): protein neddylation
Cellular component (GO): cytoplasm
Molecular function (GO): NEDD8 activating enzyme activity
Source: RefSeq, a predicted model, not a curated record